This is a messenger RNA of Lodderomyces parapsilosis, 1377 nucleotides long. RefSeq lists its product as uncharacterized. The record is from RefSeq and is a predicted model, not a curated record. Gene Ontology annotation, cellular component: MIS12/MIND type complex. Gene Ontology annotation, biological process: mitotic sister chromatid segregation; cell division. The coding region runs from base 1 to 1377 and encodes 458 amino acids. The transcript has a single exon. NCBI's taxonomy places the organism in Eukaryota, Fungi, Ascomycota, Pichiomycetes, Serinales, Debaryomycetaceae.
AUGAAAACCAGUAGACGAUUAGGAAAUGGAAAGCCGCGAAGAGGUCAUGCAUCUAAAACUAAGAAAUCGAGAUCAACUUCACCAGCACCAUCAACAGGAGCACCUCGCACCCGAGAUCUACUGCAACGUUCAAGGAAUAUUUUUGCUCGAGAUAACAAGCUAUCAACAUUAUUCUCAUCCCAAACUGAAAGCACCCCAGAUCCAACCACGCGGAGAGCCAACCAGCUUCCAUAUGCGGAGGAGGACGAAAGUUUCUUUGAGCGAGAUAGCUCACCACCCCUUGACAUUAGAAGGAAAAAGAGGCUGACCACACCCCCAAGCCAAUUUCAGCAAGAAUCGGGAUACAGUACGAGAGAUUCUCCACCCGAAAACUUAUCCGAUGACUUUUUCAAUAUCCUGAAGCCCAAAACCGCAAACAAAGUGAGGAAACUGAAGAGCUCAUCUUUGCACAAGACGUCGCAAGAGAGAUUGAAAGGUCAACUACAGUCUCCAUUAAAGGGUCAUAAUGAGUUUGCAACGCGCGGGGAUUCUAAUAGGGAGCAUAGCCAGAGCACAAGGAGAUUGUCAUAUAACAGUCGAGGGAGAAGAGUUAGUUCAAUGGGGAACGGUUUCGAAGGCGAGCCCCACCAAGACGUUCCAGUUUCAGAAUAUUAUAAGCACCUCGAUAAAUCAAUUCCAGAAUCAGAUAGGAUGCGACAGCUUUUGAUAUGGAAUUUGAAAACGGAGCUUGACAAGGAGGAAAAUGAAUUGAGGAAUGACCAGCGCCUGCUAUCGGCUGAGAAUCAGACUGUUCAUAAUAUUGCAAAAACAUUGACUGAUGAAUUAAUUCAACUGUUGAAGGGUUAUUCAAUAUCGACUGAUUGGAAGGACAGCAGUCCGCACAAAACUGACUCAGUGCUUUUGCCAAACCCUAAGAAUAAGACCAACUUGGAGAAUAUCAGAAAGUAUACCAAAGAGUUGGAUGCAUUAAAAAGCGAAAAGCAUGAAUGGGAAUCAGCAUAUCAGCGAUUGACUUCUCUUAUAGACACAGUAGCAACUGAGCAGGACAUAGAGGAUUUUGCAAGCAAUUUUAAGAAUCAAGAUAUACCAAGGGACCUUUCAUUAGACCCUAGUUUUGCCAAUGUGGAAAGAAACUUUUUGGACAUUCAUCAAAAUUUGUCAAAAGUGCAAUCUGACGUUGAUAUGCUAUAUUUCUCGGGUCGCCAAAUGGAACGAUUAACUGAAUCAAUCAACAAAAACGGCAAAGAGGACUUACUGAAAGAGAUUUCAAAAUUGUUGGCAAAAUCGUUACCAAAACCGAUGCCACAGCCUGACGAAAAACUGACGGAAACAAAAGACCUACUACGGGCUAUAUGCUUUUAUGCAAAUACGAAAUAA